This is a messenger RNA of Oreochromis niloticus (Nile tilapia), 2062 nucleotides long. Its product is annotated as cholesterol 24-hydroxylase. The record is from RefSeq and is a predicted model, not a curated record. Gene Ontology annotation, molecular function: heme binding; iron ion binding; cholesterol 24-hydroxylase activity. Gene Ontology annotation, biological process: cholesterol catabolic process. Lineage: Eukaryota; Metazoa; Chordata; Actinopteri; Cichliformes; Cichlidae.
ACGCAAUCAGAGGUGCAGUACUAUUUGUUUGAGCACCAGAGCACAGCUAUUGUUGGAGCUGAGAAGAAGAAGAAGUAAUUUGACAGCUUUGAUCAUUUGGUGUGUCUCUGUACACUGUCCUGCUUGAAGUGUGCUUUAGCAAGGAAUUAAUUAGAGUACAUGUAUCCUACUUCCUCAUUUGGAGAAAAAAAAAGUGGUUUCCAUUUUCUGAAUGGACAGACUGAUCUAUAUCCCUGAAAUUUACCUGACCUUGUGCCACAGUGCAAUGAUCAAGUGUUGCAUUAACUGUUAGUCUUGGAGUGCUUGAGGAACAGCUCAUUUGUGUACACAGCAGUGGGUGGAUAUGCAUGUUUGAUUUGGCACAGAUUUUUUGUCGGAUGCCCUUCUUGACACAACCUUCCCAUUAAGAGUACAUCAGCUUGUGAUCCCCUGAGGCCCCUUUGUGUCGCCUUUCGGUCUUAAAAGAGGGACCUUUCGCGGCGUUAUCCGCAGCGGACUUCCUAACAGAAAGGACAACCAUCAGGAUGGCAGUUUUCAGCACACUUCUAACUUUGGCAGCCCAGGCUCUUACAUUUCUCUUCUUUCUGCUUAUCGUUGCGUUUCUUGCAUACUGCUUGUACGUUAAACACAUUCAUAUGAAAUAUGACCACAUACCCGGUCCACCGAGGGACAGUUUUCUCCUCGGACAAUCGCCGACGUUUUCAAGGAUAUUAAAAAAUGGCGGAAAUGUGCACGAAAAAUUCCUGGAGUGGGCAGAGGAGUAUGGGCCUGUGUGCAGGAUAAAUGCUCUUCAUUAUGUUCUAGUGUCUGUGUCGUGUCCAGAGGCAACAAAGGUAAUAUUGAUGUCCUCAAAGUACUCCAAGGAUACAUUUUCUUACAAGAGACUUGCCAACCUGUUUGGUCAAAGGCUCUUAGGCAAUGGGCUGGUAACGGCACAGGAUCAUGAGCAGUGGUACAAACAGCGCCGGAUCAUAGACCCCGCGUUCAGCAGCCUGUAUCUGAGAGGUCUAAUGGGAACCUUCAAUGAGAGGGCAGAGAAACUGAUGGAUAAACUUGCAGAGCUUGCUGACAGUAAAACGGAAGCUAAUAUGCUUCAUCUUGUCAACUGUGUCACCCUGGAUGUUAUUGCUAAGGUUGCCUUUGGGGUGGACUUGGACCUGCUGAGGAAUACUUCACCUCUCCCUAAAGCCAUUGAGACAUGUCUGAAAGGAAUGGUUACCUAUGUUAGAGACAUAUUUUUUGAGUUCAAUCCAAAGAACAGAUCGUAUAUUAAUGAGGUGAGGGAAGCGUGCCGCCUGCUGCGUACAACUGGAGCUCAGUGGAUCCACGAGAGGAAGAUCGCCAUUGAAAACGGUGACGAGGUUCCCAGGGACAUCCUGACACAAAUCCUCAAAACUGCCAAUCAAGAGAAAAGCAUGACUGAGGAAGAUGAACAGUUUAUGUUGGACAAUUUAGUGACAUUCUUCAUUGCUGGCCAAGAAACAACAGCCAAUCAGCUGGCUUUUUGCAUCAUGGAACUUGGAAGACAUCCUGAUAUACUGGAGAAAGCAAAGAAAGAAGUGGACGAUGUUAUUGGGAUGAAACAUGAAAUAAGCUACGAUGACCUGGGCAAGUUGGUCUACCUGUCACAGGUGUUAAAAGAGACUCUGAGAAUGUACCCCACAGCUCCGGGCACAUCUCGUCAUAUUGCUGAAGACAUGGUCAUUGAUGGUAUCCACAUACCUGGAGGAUUUAUUGCUCUUUUCAGCUUCUAUGUGAGCGGGAGACUGGAGAAAUUCUUCAAGGAUCCACUGAGAUUUGACCACCCAGAUGCUCCCAAGCCUUAUUACUGGCACUACCCUUUUUCCCUCGGUCCUCGUUCGUGCCUGGGAAAGAACUUUGCUCAGAUGGAGGCUAAAGUGGUGAUGGCCAAACUGCUCCAGAGGUUUGACUUCACUCUUGUCCCGGGACAGACCUUUGACAUCCUGGAUGCUGGCACGCUCAGACCAAAGAGUGGAGUGUUGUGCACUUUGAAUCACAGGGAUUACAGAAAAUAAGGCAACGUCACAUAAGUCGUAGUAGA